UCUAAAUACUAUCUAUGUAGUUGCUCCCCUUGCUAGCACUGGAGGUGAAAGUGUUUCUGUAUAUCUCUGGUGGUGUUGCCCUGAGUCCCAUUGCAGGCUGGGUGGGGGGUGUAUCAGGAAAGAGCAUGCCCUUGCAGGCGGUCCUGUCAUGUGGGUGUACCACCCCAACCAGUGUCUCAGCACGGGCAGGCCAGGGCUAACCCAGGACGGCUGCACUGAGUGUUGAGGGGAGAUAAGGAGGGCUGACCAGCCCUGAGGCUGAAAGCUCCUCAUGGCCUGUCUGACAGCCUCAAGGCAACAGCCACGUGGCAGCUUCAUUUAGAGAACCGCCUUGGGGUCCAGGGGAAGCUAAGGUCACUGUUGAACUGAGGCUGGUGCAGCUGGAGGGUUCUUCGAGUUCUCUGUGGGCUUCAACAGCAGCCUUGUGGUUGUCAAUGAGCAAAGAAGAUUCACACCGCUGGGAGAGGGAGAGGGUCCGGCCAGCUGGUCAGGGAGGUGGCGAAUGCAGUUUAAGACCUGGUAUGUGACAGCAGGCCAUUCAGCUUCUCAAGUGUGCGGUGUACCGGCACGGACAACUCACAUCCAGACACUGCUGAAACAUUGGAGAUAAAGGAAGUUGCUGCGUCACCCCGAUAAACCGACACAGUAUCUGGAGCACCAACUGAGCCACAAGCUCUGGGACUCUGGCAAGGAAGCCGGAUGCCACGGACGGUGGUUGUCGUUGGGGCUGGUAUCAGUGGCCUUGCCGCUGCUCUUCACCUCACCCGAUCUGCUGCUGCUGCUCCCAAGGUCUUCCUGCUGGAGGCAAGCGAUGGCACUGGCGGCUGGCUGCAGACUACACGGACAGAAGACGGGGCAAUCUUCGAGCAUGGACCCAGGGGAGUGCGCCCCGCUGGAACGGUGGGGAAGAACACACUCCAGCUGGUUUCUGAGCUUGCUCUGGAUACCGACAUUAUUCCUGUUACUUACAGUAAUAAUGCAUCAAAGGACCGAUACCUCUUCGUAGGUGGCCAGCUUUGCAAGUUACCUUCCAAUAUCAGGAGUGCAUUCUACCGGCUGCCCCCCUUCUCCCAACCCCUAGCGCGCAGCCUGGCUCGGGAGCCAUUCGUUACACGUGGCAAGGAGACAGACGAGAGUGUGCAUCACUUCUGCACUCGAAGGUUCGGGGAGGAGAUGGCAAUCUACGCAGUGGACAGCCUGUGUCGUGGGGUCUUUGCCGGUGACAGUCGGAAACUCAGUGCGCGUUCCUGCUUCCCCGCCUUCUUCCAGGCCGAGAGGAGUUUUGGCUCUGUGAUCCUCGGGAUGUUGGCUGGAGUAGGAGCUACCAAGUGGGAUGGAGUGCAGACUGGCCUGAUGGACCGAGCUCGGCGUGAAGGCUGGGCACAGUGGACCCUGAAGGGUGGCAUGCAGACUCUGCCAGAAGCCAUGGAGGCUACUUUACGGAGGAGAGGUGUGGAGAUCCGCCUGCACACACCUGUCACCCGUCUUCAGCCCACCGAACAUGGGGCCUGUCAGGUGCUGACGGAUGGAGGGACCCUGACUGCAGACCACGUUUUCUCCUCAGUUCCCGCUCGAGUACUCAGCAGCCUGCUCCCCCCAGUCUGGCAGCCGCUGGCAAAGACUCUGAAUGCCAUUGGGAGUGUGUCGGUGGCUGUGGUGAACAUGGAGUAUGAGGGUCUGGUGCUGCCUGUGUCGGGAUUUGGACAUCUGGUUCCCUCGGGAGAGUGUAGCGAGAUCCUGGGUGUCGUUUACGAUUCCUGCUGCUUCCCCCAGCAAGACCGAUCGGGACCGCAGACCACCAGACUGACGGUGAUGAUGGGUGGAUCCUGGUUCACUGAGGCCUUCGGAGAUCCGAGGAGUGUGGCUGACGAUGAGCUGCUACAGCGUGCAGAGCAGGCAGUGCAGGAGCAGCUGGGCAUUGUAGCACAGCCACUGAGGACCGUCGUCAGAGUACAGCAGGACUGUAUCCCACAAUAUGAAAUUGGACACUGGAAGCUCUUGGGUAAGUUGGCAUGGAAACCUGGUGUGUGACCCACACCCCUCAGCACCCACCACCCACAAGUCUGCCUCCGACCCCUCAGCACCCACCACCCACAAGUCUGCCUCCGACCCCUCAGCACCCCCCACCCACAAGUCUGCCUCCGACCCCUCAGCGCCCACCCCAUGACUCUGUCCAGGCAUUCAGACGACCCUGAUUGAGAGAUGCAAACCCAUCCCAGUGGUGUGCGUCAGGGACCCCUUCUCUUUAUGAUUUUUAUAUAUGAGCUGGAUGAGGAAGUGGAGGGAUGGGUUGGUAAAUUUGCUGAUAACACAAAGGUUUGGGGUGUUGUGGAUCGUGUGGAGGGCUGUCAGAGGUUAUAGCAGAACAUUGAUAGGAUACAAAACUGGGCUGAGAAGUUGCAGAUGGAGUACAACCCAGAUAAGUGUGAAGUGGUUCAUUUUGGUAGGUCAAAUAUGAUGGCAGAAUAUAGUAUUAAUGGUAAGACUCUUGGCAGUGUGGAGGAUCAGAGGGAUCUUGGGGUCCGAGUCCAUAGGACAUUUAAAGCUGCUGCACAGGUUGACUCUGUGGUUAAGAAGACAUGUGGUGUAUUGGCCUUCAUCAAUCGUGGGAUUGAGUUUAGGAACAGAGAGGUAAUGUGCAGCUAUACAGGACCCUGGUCAGACCCCACUUGGAGUACUGUGCUCAGUUCUGGUCACCUCACUACAGGAAGAAUGUGGAAACUAUACAAAGGGUGUAGAGGAGAUUUACAAGGAUAUUGCCUGGAUUGGGGAACAUGCCUUACGAGAAUAUGUUGAGUGAACUUGGCCUUUUCUCCUUGGAGUGACGGAGGAUGAGAGGUGACCUGACAGAGGUGUGUAAGACGAUGAGAGGCAUUGAUCAUGUGGAUGGUCAGAAGCUUUCUCCCAGGGCUGGGAUGGCUAGCGUGAGAGGACACAGGUUUAAGGUGCUUGGAGUAGGUACAGAGGAGAUGUCAGGGGUAAAUUUUUUACACAGAGAGUGGGGACUGCGUGGAAUGGGCUGCUGGCAACGGUGGUGGAGAUGGAUACGAUAGGGUCUUUUAAGAGGCUCCUGGACAGGUACAUGGAGCUCAGAAAAAUGGGUAACCAGAGGUAAUUUCUAAAGUAAGUACAUGUUCGGCACAGCAUUGUGGGCUGGAGGGCCUGUAUGAUGCUGUAGGUUUUCCAUGUUGCUAUCCCCAAGCCAACUCUGGACAUGACUUCCUGUCCUGUUCCCACCCACCCUGCUGCCGGUGUCACUUCUACAGUCAGUAUGCAGCCAACCAGGAACAAUCAACACACACGCUCCACCCUCUCUCCUUAUCAGCCAGCUCCAAACCCCCUUCCAUCCCACACACCAUCUCUGGCACACACUCUGUUUUCUGUAAAGCCCUCCAGCCCCUACACCUCUCAGUCUGUCUGAAACCACCACUGUCCCUACACCUCUCCGUGUGUCUGAAACCAUCACUG
Mobula hypostoma (lesser devil ray) is the source of this 3468-nucleotide messenger RNA. RefSeq names its product protoporphyrinogen oxidase (gene ppox). The transcript is spliced from 13 exons. Gene Ontology annotation, molecular function: protoporphyrinogen oxidase activity, oxygen as acceptor. The record is from RefSeq and is a predicted model, not a curated record. Gene Ontology annotation, biological process: porphyrin-containing compound biosynthetic process. The coding region runs from base 700 to 2031 and encodes 443 amino acids. NCBI's taxonomy places the organism in Eukaryota, Metazoa, Chordata, Chondrichthyes, Myliobatiformes, Myliobatidae.